Molecule: messenger RNA, 837 nt
Organism: Rotaria sp. Silwood2
Lineage: Eukaryota; Metazoa; Rotifera; Eurotatoria; Philodinida; Philodinidae
Source: the annotation of a GenBank genome assembly
AUGCCAAAUUUGACCUGUUUCUCACUUACUUAUAUGAAUAAUUUAUAUGACCGUGACAAAAACGGUCUUCUUAAUCUUUUACGUCGAAUGCCAAAUUUAAAUGAACUUUAUUUAGAAUUUUUAAUGGUUGGUCAUUCGAUUGUUGAUGGUAGUAUCUUAUCUACACGUUUUAUUAAUGCCAUGUCAAAUUUAAAUAAAUUUACAUUUAAUAUUGGAUCAUUAGCUGAAAUUGAUGGUAAACGUAAAUUACCUAUACCAACAAACGAAGACAUAAAAAAUUCGUUUAAAAAUUUUCCAAAUACAAUUCUAUCAAGUAUUCAUCAAUUUGUACAAGCUAAAUUAAUAUAUUGUCAUAUUUACUCAUAUCCAUACACAAGCCAAUUUUAUCAUAAUAUAACAAAUGGCUUUCCUGGUGGAUUAUUCAAAUGUGUUCGUACAAUAUCAUUACGUGAUGAACAUCCAUUUGAACAUGAAUUUUUUCUUCGAAUUAAUCAAUCAUUUCCAUUAAUUAAAAAAUUAAGUUUACACAAUUAUUCAGCACAAGAAAAUAAUCAUCUUCAAUGGCUCGUAAUUAAAUAUCAUCAUCUUGUUGAAAUCGAUCUUAUUAAUAUUCAUGAAGAUUAUGUUGAUGAGUUUUUAAAUAAUACAAAAACAUGUUUAGCAGACAACGUUAAUCUUCGUGUAUGUUAUGAUUCGUUGGAAAAAAAAACAAACACAUUUACACGAGAUGCAACACGAAUGAAUUGUUCAAAAGUCGAUCGUCUUACGUUAUCAGGCGGUCCGAAAAAUUUGGAUAAAAACUUAAAAGACUAUUUUUCUCACGCAAAAUUCUAUUAA